Miscanthus lutarioriparius is the source of this 264-nucleotide messenger RNA. The record is from the annotation of a GenBank genome assembly. NCBI's taxonomy places the organism in Eukaryota, Viridiplantae, Streptophyta, Magnoliopsida, Poales, Poaceae.
AUGGCAGUAAAUGUUAAGCUCCUCAGCCUGGGCUCAGGCAAGUUUGCCGUUGCUAAGGUCUUCAGAGGUGUGAGCAACACAGAGGAAACAGGCUUGUUUUCUGAGCGGGAUACAGUUCAGGUUGAGGUUGUUAUCCUGAGUGGCGUGGAGCUUGAGUUCAGAGGCAAGGAUAAUAAUGAUGACCUACAAGGGUUCAAGUUGUUCCAGCACAAGUACAUUUGUUACACUUGUGCCAACAGUACUGCCAUACGCUAUGUGCUAUAA